Messenger RNA from Didymodactylos carnosus, 1422 nucleotides. Lineage: Eukaryota; Metazoa; Rotifera; Eurotatoria; Philodinida; Philodinidae. The record is from the annotation of a GenBank genome assembly.
AUGUUUCGAAAUCCACCAUAUAAUAUACCGUCUGACUUCCCUCAAAAUUUAGCCGAUUUAUCGCUUGGUACCAAUCAAUCCGAUUUUGUACAAUUUCAAGGACUACCCGUGUUUGAUGGCUAUUCAAAUAAUCCAUCAAUAGAUGGCACCAAUUUAAAUUCAAUGAAAUGGCCAUCGCCUGAAGAUGUGCAACAAACAUAUCAACAAGGUUACACAGUUGUUCGACAAUUUAAUAAUAGUGUUAUCGACGAUUACUAUAAAAAAUUUUUAAGACCAAUUACCGAUUAUGUUGCUAUACCGACAAAUGGUCAACCCACAUAUGUUUAUCAAAAUUUGGGCACAAACGGACAAACAGUGGGUGCACAACAAACAACAGAUCAAUCAAACGGGAUUCAAAAACCUGUUGAGCCACCUAUCCAAGCUCAAGAACAGUCGGAUGAAACAGAGGAAAAGAAGCAUAAGAAAAAGCAUAAGAAAAAAUCAUCAAAACCAAACGGAGAAUCGAAAACAGAUGAAACGGACAACAAUACACCAUCAAUCGCUGAUCAACAGCAAAAACAAGGUGGCACUGAACAUGGUCAAAAAUCUGAAACACCUCCCACGGAGACGGUAGUCGAUAGCAAGCAUAGCUACCAUAGUUCGAGCAAAAAGAAGAGUAGUAGUUCAAAAUCGCACAAAAAAUCAUCAUCGGACUCCCAUUCAAAACAUACAUCCUCAACGGCUAAUCCUGAUCAAAUACAAAACGGGCAGUCGCAGCAAGUUGGGUAUGAACAACAGCAAAGACUAUCAGCACAACAAGGUCGUUAUGAACCACCUACCGAUUCUCAACAACAAAUAAAACGAACGCAACCGCCAGUGGUCGGUAUAGGACGUUCUCCUGCAGUGAAUUACGGGCCAGCUCAUGUCAGUGCACCAAUGAAACACGAAUCGAAUCCUGUUGUUUAUUUUGAGAUUGAAAUUGAUGAUGACCCACGAGGUCGUCUUGUUAUGGAAGUAUUUCGACAUGCUUUACCACGCACGACACAAAAUUUCUUAGCAUUAGCAACAAAUCAACAAGGCUACGGGUAUCGUUUGUCUUAUUUUCAUCGUAUAAUACCAGGCUUUAUGGCUCAAGCGGGUGAUUUUGAACGUUCUGAUGGUACUGGUGGCUACUCAAUAUAUGGCGAAAAGUUUGAAGAUGAAGGAUUUAUGUUUCGACAUGAUCGUCCUGGUCUCUUAUCAAUGGCAAAUAGUGGCCCGCAUACAAAUGGUUCACAAUUUUUCAUUACAUUUGUUCCUUGUCCGCAUUUGGAUAAUAAGCAUGUUGUAUUUGGACAGUUAAUACAAGGUUUUCACCUAUUAAAAGAUUUGGAGAUGAGUGGUUCGGACGGCGGCGAAGUAACAAGAGAAGUGAAAAUAGCUGAUAGUGGACAAUUGCAAUGA